GGUUUCUUCAAUCUACUUUAUGUACAUCCAAAUAGCACCACCAUGUGAUAUAAUGGAAGAAAAAGGAAAAUGAAAAUGAUUUGGAAACAACCCAUCUUAAUUGGAUUAUAACUUAUUGUCUUUAAAUUCUUUUAUUUUGUGGCCUAUAAUGGCAUUCUUUGGCCAAAUCUUGCUCUCUACUUAACCAAUCUUAUUGUGCUUCUGUUUCAAGUGUGUGAAAAACAAACAACACAAAAGGGAUCUUUUUGUUGUUAAGCAUUUUGUGUUUUGUGGCCAUGGCAGCUGCUCGUAGAGGAAUCUCUUCUUUACUCUCUCGUUCUAUCUUAGCUUCUUCUUCUUCUUCUUCUUCUUCUUCUUCUUCUACUGUUAAUGGGUUUGGUUCUCUUCUUCAUUCUCAUGGAAGAGUUUCAAGGUUCCUUGGAAGAGGAAAUGGAUUUGGCACAUCUGCUUUGGCAGAGGAAGAACUUAUCACUCCUCCUGUUCAGAUAAAUUACACUCAAAAUCUGAUCAAUGGCCAGUUUGUUGAUUCUGCAUCCGGAAAAACGUUUCCAACUUACGAUCCUCGCACUGGGGAAGUGAUUGCUCAUGUUGCCGAGGGUGAUGCUGAGGAUAUCAACCGUGCAGUAUCAGCUGCACGAAAGGCUUUCGACGAGGGGCCAUGGCCAAGAAUGUCUGCUUAUGAACGAUCAAGGAUAUUGUUACGGUUUGCAGAUUUGAUUGAGAAACAUGCUCCUGAACUUUCAGCAUUGGAAACAUGGAACAAUGGGAAACCUUACGAACAAUCGCUUAAAUCUGAAUUACCGUUACUCGUACGCUUGUUUCACUAUUAUGCAGGCUGGGCCGACAAAAUCCAUGGAUUAACAGUUCCAGCUGAUGGAAAUCAUCAUGUUCAAGUAUUGCAUGAACCAAUUGGAGUUGCAGGACAAAUAAUUCCAUGGAACUUUCCUCUUAUUAUGUUUGCUUGGAAAGUUGGUCCUGCUUUAGCUUGUGGCAACACCAUUGUCCUAAAAACUGCAGAGCAAACACCUCUGACUGCUCUUUAUGUGGCUAAGUUAUUACAUGAGGCAGGUCUUCCUCCAGGGGUUCUGAAUGUCGUUUCAGGCUAUGGUCCGACCGCAGGUGCUGCUCUUGCUAGCCAUAUGGAUGUGGACAAGCUAGCUUUCACAGGAUCGACAAGCACAGGAAAAGUUGUGCUUGAAUUGGCAGCAAAGAGCAAUUUGAAGCCAGUGACACUAGAGCUUGGAGGGAAAUCACCUUUCAUUGUUUGUGAGGAUGCAGAUGUUGAUAAGGCUGUGGAGCUUGCUCAUUUUGCUCUUUUUUUCAAUCAGGGGCAAUGUUGUUGUGCUGGGUCUCGUACCUUUGUGCACGAGCGCGUAUACGAAGAAUUUGUCGAAAAGUCGAAGGCACGUGCCCAAAGACGUGUUGUUGGUGACCCUUUCAAGAAGGGCGUUGAACAGGGUCCUCAGAUUGACUUGGAGCAAUUCGAAAAAGUCCUAAGAUAUAUCAAAUCUGGCAUUGAAAGCAACGCUACUUUGGAAUGUGGGGGUGGUAGACUUGGGUCCAAGGGAUACUUCAUCGAGCCAACAGUUUUCUCAAAUGUUAAGGACGAUAUGUUGAUAGCAAAGGAUGAAAUCUUUGGUCCAGUACAAUCCAUCUUGAAAUUCAAGGACAUUGAUGAAGUAAUUCAUAGGGCAAACUCAACUCGUUACGGUCUAGCAUCAGGAGUUUUCACUUCGAACAUCGACACAGCCAACACACUAACACGAGGGUUGAGAACGGGGACCGUGUGGGUCAAUUGCUUCGACAUAUUCGAUGCCGCGAUACCAUUUGGCGGGUAUAAGAUGAGUGGAAUAGGAAGGGAGAAGGGAAUUUACAGCCUCCAAAACUACUUACAAGUGAAGGCUGUUGUUACACCUCUCAAGAAUCCAGCAUGGUUGUGAGAAUCUCACCAAUGCAGGUGAAGUACAAAAAUGUUUUACUUUGCAAAAUCACUUUCUUUUUUCUUUUUCUUUUCUUUUCUUUUUCUCAAGAAUAAAACAGGACCUUGCUUCUGUUGUUGUAGAAAAGUUGAAACCUUUAUAAUAAUGUCUACCUCUUAAUAUGUGA
Molecule: messenger RNA, 2106 nt
Organism: Cucumis melo (muskmelon)
Lineage: Eukaryota; Viridiplantae; Streptophyta; Magnoliopsida; Cucurbitales; Cucurbitaceae
Product: aldehyde dehydrogenase family 2 member B4, mitochondrial-like
Exons: 11
Coding region: 276-1940 (554 amino acids)
Molecular function (GO): aldehyde dehydrogenase (NAD+) activity
Source: RefSeq, a predicted model, not a curated record